UCCCGGCCGCUCAUACCCGGCCCCUGGGCAUCCCGGCAGCGGCCAUGCAGAACCAGGUGCUGACCCCGCACGUCUACUGGGCCCAGCGGCAUCGUGAGGUGUAUCUGCGCGUGGAGCUGAGUGAUGUGCAGCAUCCUGACAUCAGCAUCACUGAAAAUGUCCUUCAUUUCAAAGCCCAUGGCCAUGGUGCCAAAGGAGACAAUGUAUAUGAAUUUCAUCUGGAAUUCCUAGAACCUGUGAAGCCGCAGUUGACUCAUAAACUGACCCAAAGGCAAGUGAAUCUCACAGUACAGAAGAAAGAGAAUCAUUGGUGGGAGAGACUUACCAAACAAGAAAAACGCCCACUUUUUUUAGCCCCUGAUUUUGAUCGCUGGCUGGAUGAGUCUGAUGCAGAAAUGGAACUUAAAGCCAAGGAAGAAGAACGGAUAAACAAAAUCAGGAUGGAGUCCAGAGUUCCAAAUGACUCUUUUGCCAACCUGAAGAGAGGAUACCUGUUUAUGUAUAAUCUGGUUCAGUUCUUAGGAUUCUCCUGGAUCUUUGUCAACAUGACAGUGCGACUGUUUAUCUUAGGAAAAGAUUCUUUCUAUGACACAUUCCACACCAUGGCUGACAUGAUGUAUUUCUGCCAGAUGCUGGCAGUUGUUGAAAUCAUCAAUGCCUUACUUAGAGUCACUCGGUCACCAGUGAUCCCCACCUUGAUCCAGUUCUUUGGCAGAAAUGUAAUUUUAUUUGUCGUCAUUGGCAGCUUGGAAGAAAUGCAAAGCAAAGCUGUGGUUUUCUUUGUAUUUUAUCUGUGGAGUGCCAUUGAGAUAUUCAGGUAUCCAUUCUACAUGCUUGCUUGCAUCGACAUAGAGUGGAAAUUACUCACGUGGAUCCGAUACUCCAUCUGGAUUCCUUUAUAUCCUCUGGGAUGUUUGGCAGAAGCUGUCUCGGUUAUCCAGUCUAUUCCAGUAUUCAGUGAGACGGGGAAAUUCAGCUUUAUGUUGCCAUAUCCACUAAACAUUACAGUCAAAUUUUCAUUCUUUCUUCAAAUCUAUCUUAUAAUAUUAUUUUUAGGACUGUUUGUAAAUUUCCGUCACCUUUAUAAACAACGAAGGCGGCGCUAUGGACCCAGAAAGAGAAAAACCAACUAAAAGAACAGCAAAUGGCUUACCAGAUUAAUCAUAAUCUUCAGUUCUUAAUGGUUUUAUCUACUAUGCCAAUACAAAGGCUUUUCUAAAGUUUAAUAGUUUUAAUUUUCAGUGAUUCCACAUCGCAGGUAACAUUCCUCUACUUAUUAUACCACUUAACUACAGAACAUGCAUGACUGGCAACCCUCAUGUUCAGCAACUAAAAGCAACUCCUAACUUUUACCAUCCUAAGAAUAAUACAUAAUUCCUGCAUAUACUGUAUAGUGACUGAUGGCAGGAGGACUCACCCCAAUCUCUACUUCCAUCAGCCAGCCUACUAUAUUACUGAGCACUUAAAGGCAGAACUUUGGGCUGUGCUUUUUCUUAGUGGAGAUUUCUCAUUUUCAACAGUGACUUGUAAGGAAAAGCAAGAUGGUACUGUACAGGAAACUGAAAACUAGAGUUGGGGCUCAGAGACCAAAAAAAAGCAUGAAUCUUAGGUUAUUUGUUGAGUUUUACCACAAGGUCAAUCUUUUGAUAAUCAGCUUAAGCCCAGCCACUGAUAAACUAUUAUCUGAGCCAUAUUGGGGAUAGCCUCUGUGGUAUUAAAGCCUUUGCUGAACCUA
Molecule: messenger RNA, 1735 nt
Organism: Gracilinanus agilis (Agile Gracile Mouse Opossum)
Lineage: Eukaryota; Metazoa; Chordata; Mammalia; Didelphimorphia; Didelphidae
Gene: HACD3
Product: 3-hydroxyacyl-CoA dehydratase 3
Exons: 11
Coding region: 45-1133 (362 amino acids)
Biological process (GO): fatty acid elongation; very long-chain fatty acid biosynthetic process; sphingolipid biosynthetic process
Cellular component (GO): endoplasmic reticulum membrane
Molecular function (GO): 3-hydroxyacyl-CoA dehydratase activity
Source: RefSeq, a predicted model, not a curated record